Messenger RNA from Tuber melanosporum (Perigord truffle), 2485 nucleotides. RefSeq lists its product as uncharacterized. Gene Ontology annotation, molecular function: sterol binding. The record is from RefSeq and is a predicted model, not a curated record. The transcript is spliced from 11 exons. Gene Ontology annotation, cellular component: cortical endoplasmic reticulum; membrane; cytosol. Lineage: Eukaryota; Fungi; Ascomycota; Pezizomycetes; Pezizales; Tuberaceae. The coding region runs from base 1 to 2067 and encodes 688 amino acids.
AUGCGCUGGUCUGCCUCUCGAUCUCCUUCGGCUGCUGGGGUCAAGUUUUGGUAUUGGAUCGCAGGCGUUAUCCUGUCAACACCACCAACCAAACACCGUCUACUCGUCGCCGCUCCCUGUCAUUCCCCUCCCUUCUUCCCAUCCUUCCACCUUCUCGGUUUCUGUCACAAGAGUGAGGAAAAUUUUUAUAUUAUUCGGGCGUCUCCUCCUCCUCGCGGAAUCUCCCACCCCCCACAUUCACACCGCCGUAUCCACUGUCCUUCAUACACUCUUCUCCCUAUUGUUGUCAACUUUUUGACACUACCCAUCCCGAACCCACUGCUGGUAGAUCGUUCGCGAGAGUCAUCAUUGCUAUUUUCUAGGACUAAUUACGCUCCUAUUUACACAAGGGACAAUCACUGCCGACAAAGAUCCUCCUUGUCGAGUAUGUUCUUCUCUGCCGCUUCUGCUGCAACUCCGAGCAACAAAUCGGGUGAUGGCGAUAGGGCCGAUUCCGAGGAGGAGACUGUGGUGGACGAUGGGGAGAAGAACAUGCUACUCUCGAUAAUAUCACAGCUUCGACCGGGUGCAGACUUGAGCCGAAUUACACUACCGACCUUCAUCUUGGAGCCGAAGAGUAUGUUGGAGAGAAUCACAAACUUCAUGCAACACCCUGAAACAUUACUCCCGAUGAGCGAGGUAGAGGAUCCUACAGAGCGGUUUAUAUCGGUUGUUAAAUUUUAUCUCAGCGGAUGGCACAUUAAACCCGCAGGAGUCAAGAAGCCAUUGAACCCUAUUCUUGGCGAGUACUUUACAUGCUAUUGGGACUUUAACGAAACGUCUGGAACCCAAGCUUUCUACAUUUCCGAGCAAACUUCGCAUCAUCCUCCAAAGUCUUCAUAUUUUUACAUGGCCCCUCACCACCACAUCCGUAUCGAUGGUACACUAAAGCCACAAUCUCGAUUCCUCGGGAAUUCGGCCGCCUCUAUGAUGAACAGCUCUGUUGUGGUCCUCCGGCUGCUUAACCGGGGUGCUGCGUACAUCUUGACCCAGCCUAACAUGUACGUUCGGGGGAUUCUCUUUGGAAAAAUGAAAUAUGAACUUGGCGAUCACUCAUAUGUCAAGUGCCCCGAAUUGGAUCUGGUAGCCGAUAUAGAGUUCAAGGUCAAGGGGUUUUUCACUGGAGCGUAUAAUGCUAUCGGUGGUUUUAUCAAGAGGGAAAGCACCGGUGAGAUUUUGUAUGAGAUAACUGGUAGUUGGAAUGGUGAAAUGUUCAUCAAGGAUGCUCUGACGGGUAAAAGGGAUUUGCUCUUUGAUGCCACGAACGCAAGCCCUACACCCCCGCUCGUCCGGCCGCUGUCUGAGCAGGAUGGUCGCGAAUCCCAGAAACUGUGGAAUCCUGUUACCUCCGCUUUGAAGAAGAGAGAUCAAGAUGCCGCAACAGAGGAAAAGUUCCGGGUUGAAGAUAGGCAACGAGAGGAGGCUAGGUUGAGGGAAGCCGAUGGGGUAGAAUGGACCCCGAGGUUCUUCCGAAGGGUUGAUCCUGUAAGAGGAGAAGAGGAAGAAUUGGAUUGGGUUAUCUCAACUCACAUUGAUGGGGCAACGCCCGAGGAACAAAUCAAGCAAAUUCUCACCAUUGCCCCCAUACUUACUGGGGUUAGACGAAACAGCAAAUAUGACAUCCCGCCUCAUCACUCUCAUCACGAAAAGACACUAGAGGAGACCAAAGGAGAUUCCAAUUUACUAGAUGUAUCGUCUCACCUGCAACCUGCUAGUGCCGAUACUCAGGUACAUAGGACACCACAACCACCACCCGCUCUUGAAGUAGACUUGAUAGAUUUCGGAUCGGAGGCUAAUGUAAAGGGCGAUGGCUUGGGGCCUGCUUUGGUGCCAACCAGUAAAGGAAUUGCUGCAGCAGGACGUUUCGGCUCAUCGGGUCUCGAUGAUAUGCAGGAACUCGGAGGAUCCUUGCCGGAGACAAAGACAGGAUCGAGACGCGAAAAGUUAGAACCAAAGCCGGCGGGGAGCAGUAUUGUGAUAAAUGACGACGGUGACAGCGACAGGUUUGAGGAUGCAGUGGAAAAGUAGGUUUGGCGAUUGGUGAAUUCAACAUGAACGGGCCGGUACUGGGGCGGGCAAAGGAGCAUUGGCACUAGACAAUUCACCGAGCAUAAUUGGCGUAGGCGUGGGGCAAGUAUCUCUUUUUUUUUUUUUUGCAAGGAACCUGAUGUGUAUAACAUUGCUAUUUGGCUUUCUAUUAUUGCCCUUAUCCCCAUAUUUUUUUAUUCCAAUCUCAGUCUUACCCUUGGCUAUCGUUUUUUCUUUUCGUUCGUUUUUAUAUCCUACGAGAUUUGUGUUUCGCGUGUAGACUUGUUUUCUGCCCACGGUUUAGAAGCGGGUGGGUGUUGCUAGAUGGGGGGGGUACGUGAACCAAUGCGAUGUGUGAGGGUUGUUGUGAACGCCAUGGCGCAUGUUGAGAAAGAAUAUAAAGUUAGAUUUGAGUGGG